Messenger RNA from Pediculus humanus corporis (human body louse), 3111 nucleotides. RefSeq lists its product as uncharacterized. The coding region runs from base 1 to 3111 and encodes 1036 amino acids. Gene Ontology annotation, cellular component: cytoplasm. The record is from RefSeq and is a predicted model, not a curated record. NCBI's taxonomy places the organism in Eukaryota, Metazoa, Arthropoda, Insecta, Psocodea, Pediculidae. The transcript is spliced from 11 exons. Gene Ontology annotation, molecular function: ATPase inhibitor activity; protein-folding chaperone binding.
AUGUCAUUUUUCGAUAAAAUUUUUAGCCAUAUAAGUAAAAAUAAUAAAAUUGAUAAUGAUUUGAAUGAAGAUUGUGAAUUUUACGGGGCUUUAAAUUUAUCAAUUAAAAAAGAAGAAAUAAGAUUUGUGUUGUUUAGAGAAUGCGAUAAGAGAGGAAGAAAAUUACUUUUCGAUUCAUUUGCUGUCGAUAAAAUACCGCUCAGGGAAACAAUGUGUUAUCAAAAUUGUCAGAAGCAGUGCAAUAGGAAAAAUAUUGAUUUUAUCGAAACGACUCCCACACAUGGCUACAAGUAUAAAAAACUAUCUGGGGAUGUCGCUUGUUUCGGAGAAAUGAUAUUCGGAUCAGUCGCCAUGACUUACAAGGGAGAAAAUUCUUGUAAGAUACAUAAAAUUCUCGAACCGAAGCAAAUAAUGUUUACUACAAUAUUCCAUGCACCUGUACGAUGUCACAUGGGUAUUUCAAAGGAUGAUAAUUCGUCUCGCAGUCAAACCUCGACGACGACAACGACAACAAACGAAAGUUGUUUGUCAGAUUCAAAUCUUUACAAUAAUUCUGGUCAGAUUUUAAUGAGUUGUUCGACUUGUCCAUGUCCUAAAUACAAUUCACCUACACAUAAUUCGAUUCAGUGUUGUGAUGUUAGUGAUGUCGAUUCGGGAUGUAAAAACAAAUGUGUUCAAAAUUUAGAGAAUAGUGAUAAAGUAGUGGUAGUGGUAGAUGGUAAUUCGAUUAUGAAACGUUCAUCACAGUUAUUAAAUUCAUCAUAUUUGAAAAAUUUAAAUGAAAAUUCAAUCAAUUCUUCGGAAUCUGAGAAUUUGUCUGAUAUGAGUGGGUCAUUGAGUAGUUUAAGAAGAAGAUGGGCUCAAUCAUGUUCUGCUUCACUCGAUUCGAAAACUAAUGAUAAUUUAAUGGACGUCGUCAGCAACAACGUUCAAUGUAAGAAAAGAGCCAAGUUGGGAAUGGCACUUUUAAUAGACAUAAGCAAUUGUAAAAACGACGAAAUGGAACAAUUUUUAUUCAAUCACACGAUUAUAAUCGAUAGCAUUAUGAGUAAACUUCAAUCCUCUGUCGAAUUGGCCUACGUGAAAAAUCAAAAUUUUGUCGAUCUCAUAUACACGGGAUUUACAAAUGCUCAAGAUAGUUUGUAUGACGUCAUAACAAGUUCAAAACAAAAAGUUCCUACUUGGAUAGCGUUGAGACAGAGCGACGUUAACGAUUGUGACGUCGUCGAUUCUAACCCAGAUAAUGAUAAUAGGGAUAACGAAUCGUUGAAAAGAAAAUUUUUAAAUGAAUUUUCCGACGUUUUGCUCAAGUUCGAUACGAAAGAUACAAAUUUCUUUAUGAGCACGUUGCUUACUGCCGUUUUAACCCAUCAUUUGAGUUGGGUCACUGCAAUCGCUGAGACUGAUAUUACUAAUCGUCACGAUAAAGUUAAGUCUGUGAUAAAAAAUUAUAAUCCGAUUUGGGCUCAAUUGAACGACCUUUACGGAUUGUUGGGAUCCCCCCUUAAAUGUGCCAAAACAAUUGUGACCGGUAGUGAAAUUAAAAAAAACUACAUCACUUCCAUACUGAGAGUUUUAACUUAUUUUAUACGGUGUUACAGUGUUACGGAAAACGUUUAUGACGUCAUCACGGUGGAAAACGUCGCGAAAGAAGUUAUCGAAUCGAAACAGUCGAAUUUCGAAUGGGAUUUCGAUCGUGCGAAAACCGUCACGGAAAAUUUGUCACCGUCCCGUGUGAUUUACAAAGGUGAAUCUUCCCCGAAAUCCGUGGAUAGGGAACGGGAAAUGGGAAAAAAUUACGAAAUCCCUUGUUUUUCCGGCGACGGGAUUUUAAAAAGAAAUAAAAGUUUCACUCAGAUCGUCGAUAGGGAUCAUCGUGAGAAGGGAAAAAAUAAAAACUUGCUAUAUCCGGACAUAAGGGAUUUGUUAAAAUGUGAAAAUUUAAACGAAUCCGAUUUGGAUUUGAUUUCCGGAAACGAUUGUUGUACGGUCGGAGGGAAAUCAACGGCUGUCGGAAACGUGACAAGGUUCGCGGUCGACGAACCUUUUCCUAGAGUAAAUAUCAACGGAACGGAUUGUUUGAGUUCGGACGAGGGUUACAGCACGAUUGACUCGAACAAAGCUGAAAACAUAUCGUUUGAAAAUCUCAAACCGGAAACGGGGGUGUCGAAAACGAGAGACCGGAAAAAAAACGAAAUCGUUUUCCUUUUGGGAGACAAUGAAAAAUUAACUUGUUCGAAUAAGAAAAUAGUUUUAAAUAAACCCGAUAUAAUAGAAUUUGAAAGGGAAAAUUGUGAAACGGGAAAAUUUAACGAUGAUGAUGAUGAUGAUGGUGAUGACGUAACGAAUCGAACGGUUGAAAACAAUAGUGAUAAUGAUAAUGAUAGGUUUUUUUUAAAAGAUCGGACGUUGAACGAACACGUUUCCGGUGACGAAAAAAAAUCAUCGCCAUUCAAUAACGGGUCGACGAAAUCCAAAGGUCAAGGUCACGAUAAAAAUGAAUUUUAUUUCCCGUGGGUCGUUACCGAAAUACCUUGUCCAGAGAUUGCGAAACCGACGGGGAAGAAGCAGUUGGAAGUGAGCGCGGUUUUCGGGGGAGUCAACCAAAGGUACAAUUCCGAACAGAUAAUUCAAGGGAUCACGGAACCCAAAAACGAAUGGAAGGAAAAACUACAGAAAGAUUUAUUUCACUGCGCGUACAAUUCGACUUUCGAAAAAGACGUAAGCGAAGCAUUGUGCAUAAUCGGCGACGUCGAUUCGUGGGAAGUUACCGUACAUUCCAGCAAAACUUCGACACUGGACAAAAACAAAGAAUCGGGAAUCAGAGUCGGAAUGUCGCAACUCGUGUCCGACAUGUUGGAAUCCUUUGUUUGCCUUCACAAAAUGAAAAUAUCCGAAACGUUUUGCUUUCAUCACGUGGAGAAAAAAUUGAGGGAAAUUUAUUUGAAAAGUAAAACGGUUGCCGAACUCCUCAACACGAGAGAAUUGUGCACGAUAGAUUUUCUAACGGAAAAAUUAGACGUUGGAAUCAACGACAUUCCGCUUUUGCUCUCUGUUGCCACGAUUCAUUCGCCACAAAUUUCACAAAAAUACGGUCUUUCGUUCACUUGA